Molecule: messenger RNA, 468 nt
Organism: Rhizophagus irregularis DAOM 181602=DAOM 197198
Lineage: Eukaryota; Fungi; Glomeromycota; Glomeromycetes; Glomerales; Glomeraceae
Source: RefSeq, a predicted model, not a curated record
AUGUCAUUCACCUUUUCUUCUUUUGAUAUGCAUACAGAUCAGAAAUGUAGAGAUAAUUCAGCCAAGAAACAGCAAAAAUUAAGCAAUAAACAGGUAAAAAAAUCCAUAAAGAGUAUUUAUAGUGUGAAGCAUCCGCAAUUAAGAAAUAGCAAGAAGUCUUCCUCUGACUUUUCCUCUUCUAGUGGAAGUGAUGAAGUUGACGAAGAAAUCAAGUUUAACCUAUUAAGUAUUUCAAUAAAAUUAGAGUGUAAACCAAUUUGCAAGGUUUCAUCAUCUCUUCAUGAUGCAACCCACAAAAAUUUAAUUAAUGGAAAUGUUUUUAUGAAUGGUGGAAGUUUGAACUUAAAUGAUUUAUCUAGUUGUGUUCCAGAAGUUGCUCCACUAAAACUCUCAGAAGAAGAAUAUGCUUAUUAUGCGAUCAAGAUAAAUUAUAGUUUCAUCGUAAAUCAAUUACCAUUAGAACUAUAA